AUGUCAUCUGCAAAGCGACCUUGUUCUGAGGUGGAAGGCUACGUUCAUCAAGUGUCCCCAGUACUGCAGUCUGUGAAGGCAAAAUAUUUCACUGCUGUGCUCCAGGAGGCUGACCGCAAUACUCGUGUUGUGGUAUUUGACAUGCAGCACCACAAUGUUUUUCAGUGUGUGGAGAAGGACAGGAGUCCUGUGAAACUAAGUGGGGUAAGAUUAAGCCCCUCUCUUCAAAAUCAGGGAAGAGACGAUGUCCUUGUCAAUAGCUACAGCAGAGUUUCCAUCAUUAGACGGUUACCGUUUGCUUUUGAUGGUCUGAGAGCUACCAGUGACUCCAAAACACUAAGAGACAUUGCCAAUGAUGUCAGGCAAUAUCAGCGGGUGACCGUCCAAGUCAAAGUGGUAAGGCUUUUGUUCCAGAAGCAGACCUUGACUCGCCAUAACCAGCAAGUGUUGAGGAAAACGUACCGCAUUGCUGACAAGACUCUCAGCAUGACCUUAAGUGUCUGGGGUGAUGGUCAUAUUGAUGUUGGACAUUGGUGUGAGCUGCAGAAUGUUUCUGUGAGGAAGAUUGGUACAAAGCCACGCCUUUCAACCACUCUGCAGACCAAGAUGACGCGUCUGAAGGAUUUGGGUCGUUUCAUUGAGACUGCUGAAGAUGACAUUGUCACCAUGGAGGGAGAAAUUGUCGACACCCAAAUAAGAAUGCCGCGACCAAAGAAGAGGUCAACAAUAGCCAAACGGCUAUACGCACAGAGAUGUGCAAGUACAGAGGUUCCGCCACUUCCUCUUAAAACAAUGGCAGAGGCUUCACCACCUCCUCUUAAAACAUUCAAGGUUGAGGUAACGCCGCUUCCUCAUAAAAAAAUGGCUGACUGCUCCGGCAGUUGUAAUCUUGGUGCCACCCAGCAGGUUCUCCCCUGUCCUGCAAUAAAACCGAAAGCAGUUCUAAAAGGGUCUUUUGAUCAAGCUGAUGCCCGCUUUGGAGAUUCACGCAACAGACAGUGUGGAGCCAUAAGUCUGACAGCGGUGUUGAAAAGCAAGCUGAAGAAUGUGCUGACAUGGACGACAGAAGAUCUUGAUGCUGUCUUGGUUGCAGGAACACACCUUUACGAGUCUUUAAGAAACCAGGGUAACAUUAAAGACUGUGAAGUCAAGGGUAGGAAUUACAUUGCAGUUCAUGAAUUACCCAGGAGACAUGUGCUGGGUAAUACUGCAUUUUCCAUCGAGUACACGCAGUCUCUGACUGGUUUUGUUAAUGUCAAUGAGUUCCAUGAGUAUGACGAAGCCAUAAGUGGUGUAGCCAUGCCACUUGAUGUAGCCCUUCAGCAAGCUCUUCUGAAUGCUGAUGCUUUCCUCUUAACUAUUUGUGCCAACACAUCUGUAGUUAUUAAGCAGGGAUCAUGGUAUGCAGUUGUUGACUCUCAUGCCAUCACAACAGACACAAGUUGUGUUGUGUAUCACAGUACCAUAGAGUCUUUGUACAACUAUAUUAAUGACAUGGCACAGUUGUUUGGGCAACCUAAGCCACCAUUUGAGAUAACUGGAGUUUUGGUUCAUGCAGAUGCAGAAGUUUGUGAUUCAUUGGAAGAAGAAGUUGGCAGCAGUUUUCCGUGCUCUUCUGUUAAAGCUCUUUACAGUGAAGUCUUAAAAGGCAAACCCAAGGUAUAUACAUCUGCAGAGACUGAGGUAAGGACAUCUGAUUUUCAAGUAGAGUCUGUCAAGCUCCGGCAAGCCCAGAUGAAGUACCCAAUGAAAAUGCAAUCAAAAUCCCUGAAAAAACCCAUGAAAACUAAACAAAAUGGUCCUGCAAAUUCACAUGAAAAUGUUUUGAAAGAUUGUCCACAGAAACCACUGCUGCAAGGUUCCUUUCAUCAAGGUGAUGCCCGUUUUGGAGACUCCCGCAACAGACAGUGUGGUGCUGUCAGUUUGACAGCAGUGUUGACAAGCAAGAUAAAGAAUGUGCUGACCUGGACAACACAAGAUCUUGAUGGUGUUUUGGUGUCAGGAACACUGCUUUAUGAAACUUUACGAAACCAGGGUAACAUAAAUGACCAGGAAGCUAUGGGUAGGCAUUACAUUGCAGUCCAUGAGUUACCAAGGAGACAUGUGCUGGGUAAUACAGUCUUUUACAUCGAGUAUACAGAUUCUCUGACCGGAUUGGUAAAUGUUGAUGUUUAUGAUGAAGCCGUUAGCAGUGUGGUUAUGCCACUUGAUGUAGCUCUUCAGCAAACUCUACUGAGUGCUGAUGCUUUCCUUUUGACUUUAUCUGCGAACACGUGUGCUGUCAUUAAGCAGGGAUCAUGGUAUGCUUUUGUUGAUUCUCAUGCUGUCAAAACUGAGACAAGUUAUGUUGCUUAUCACAGCAGUAUACAAUCUUUGUACAACUACAUUAAAAACAUUGCAAUGUCUUUUGGUGUAAAUGAGCCAGUAUUUGAGAUAACCGGAGUUAUGGUUCAUAUAGAUGCUGUUGACACUCAGUUGCUGGAAGAAGACCACAGCAGUCUUCCGUGUUCUUCAGAUAAAGUGCUUUACAGUAAAAUCGUAAAACGCACACCCAAGGUAUGUGAAUCUGUCAUGACUGAGGUAAGUGCAUCUCCCAUUUUAUUACCUGAUGAUGUUCAAAAUGCAACAAGAAAGAAUCUUCCAAUGCAUACAAACCAAGCUGUCAUGCAAAGUAAAGGUAAAAAAGCAAAAAGGAAAAAGCUGUUUGAUUUCCCAGACAAACAGUUGUCAAAAGGCCAUGUUGAGGAUGUUGUAACUGGUGAAAUGGUUAUUACCGACGUUACUAUUCCAGACAUAUUUUUCUGUCCUUUGACUCACGAAGAUCAGCAAGCUCUAUGUAAAGUUGUGCUUCUGACAAAUGAUAACAGUGACUGUAAUAUUGUCAUAAACUUUGGUCCCAUUGCAGGUCCGUGUCAGACCAAGAGUAUCAAAGCAGAUGUGAAAUACAAGAGGAAUGUGGGUUUUCAAACAAGAGUACGUGAGUAUUCAAAGAAGAAAUAUCUUCGAAACCUGGCUUUUAAAGCAAGAGUACGUGAGUAUUCAAAGAAGAAAUAUCUUCGAAACCUGGCUUUUAAAGCAAGAGUAUGUGAGUAUUCAAAGAAGAAAUAUCUUCGAAACCUGGCUUUUAAAGCAAGAGUACGUGAGUAUUCACCGAAGAAAUAUCUUCGAAACCUGGCUUUUAAAGCAAGAGUACGUGAGUAUUCAAAGAAGAAAUAUCUUCGAAACCUGGCUUUUAAAGCAAGAGUACGUGAGUAUUCAAAGAAGAAAUAUCUACGAAACCUGGCCUUUAAGGCAAGAGUAUGUGAGUAUUCCAAAAAGAAAUACAUGAAAACAAAGAAGGAACAGAAACAAAUUAAUUCUAGUAUUGCUUAUUUUCGACAGGAAAUAAGUAGAGGUCCAGAGUUUGUGUGCUGUGUCUGUCACCGUUUACUUUUCAGAAAGCAAGUAAAAGAAUGCAAAACUGAAUGCUAUGAAAAGAAAGGAGAACAAAUUGCUGCUUUGGCCAGAAGAUGCAUCACACUGAGGUAUGUUCAUGUUUGUGAUGAGAGAUGUUCUGAUAAUUCUAAUGUUUCUUCUGCCGAGUGCAAACUGUGGAUCUGUCCAACGUGUCAUCGAAAAAUCCUAUAUGGACAGUUGCCUGCGGAAAGUGUUAGUAACAACAUGCAUUUGGUAGAUAUACCAUAUCAGUUGAAAUGUCUUAAUUCAUUAGAACAACAUCUUGUUGCUCGUAACAUUCCUUUUUUGAAAUUGCUCUGUCUUCCCCGUGGGAAACAAUGUGGUUGUCAUGGACCAGUUGUCUGUGUGCCUGUAAAUACCUCUGACAUCUGUAAUAUUCUUCCAAGAAAUGAAUGUGAAGACAUGAUGGUAAGGAUCAAAUUGAAGCGCAAGUUAACAUAUAAAGGUCAUUACGAGUACAAGUAUGUUCACACUGAUCGUGUUAGAAAUGCUUUGAAAUAUCUAAUCAGAUGCAAUCGGUGGUACAAAGAUGUUGAGAUUAAUGAACGGUGGGUCAACUCUUUGGAUGAACCGCCAGAGAAUGUUGUUUGUGAUGAAAUGCAGGAACAAGAUGUUGAAAAUGGUGAUGAGCAAAAUGAUCCUGAAGAAGAAACUGAGGAAGACUUGACCUACAUCAAAGAGCAAUGUGGUCUUUUGUCUGACACGUCAUUACAACCUGUUGAUGUUGGUUCAGAAAUAAUUGAUCAACAUUUUCAGGAUGUAUUAAAUGUUGCACCAGCUGAAGGUAAGAGUCCUGUGAAAUUGUUAUCUGAUAAAACUAAUGAAGCUAAAUGUUUUCCUGUUCUUUUUCCAACUGGUGGCCCAACGUUCCAUGAUGAAAGGGAAGUUAAAAUCACACUGUCACGAUACCUGAAUGCGAGAAUUCUCAAUGCAGAUGGGCGUUUUGCCCAGAACACAGACUUCAUAUUCUAUGCACAGUAUUUGUCAGAAUUGGAUCAAAUUGUUUCUAAUGUUUCUAUUGCUUUACGAAAAGGUUCAGACAACAGUUUGUUACAGGCAAUUACAUCAGAUGUGCUCAGGAAGCCAGAAUCGUUAACCAAGUUGCUGAAUUACGAUGAAGGGUACAAGUUUUUGAGGCCGGUCCGUGGAACCCCACCAUAUUGGCAAAGCACUCAGAAAGACCUUUUUGCUCUCAUCCGACAACUAGGUAUUCCAACUUUCUUUGCAUCAUUCAGCUCAGCAGAUCUAAGGUGGCCUGAAAUGAUAAAAAACAUUCUUAAUCAAGAAGGUAAGAAUUUAAAUGUUGAUGAGCUUGAUUGGUCCGAAAAAUGUGGGCUGAUUAGAAGAAAUCCUGUCACUGCUGCAAGAAUGUUUGACCAUAGGUGGCAUUGUUUUUUGAAAGAUGUAAUUAUGUCUCCUGCUCAACCUAUUGGAAAGGUAAUUGAUUACUUUUACCGUGUGGAAUUUCAGCAGCGUGGAUCUCCUCAUGUUCAUUGUCUGUUUUGGGUAGAAAAUGCUCCAAAGUUAAAUGAAGACAAUGAAGACAAUGAUGCUUUGGUUGCUGCAUUUGUAGAUCGUUACAUCACUUGUGAGAUCCCGAGUGAGGAGGAUACUGAAUUGUAUGAGACCGUCAACAGUGUUCAGAAGCAUAGUGUCAGACAUUCUAAGACAUGUCGUAAGAAAAACACAGUUUGUAGGUUUAAUUUUCCACGACCACCAUCUAGUCGCACAUUUAUAUCAAGAGCAUAUUUGGGGAAAUGCAAUGAUGAAAAUGAGACUGCAAGUGCAAUUUUGAAGAAAAUUAAAAGUGCCUUAACAGAUUCUGAUGUUAAUUUUAUUUCAACAGAUGCAUUUUUUCAAUCUAUUGGGAUUGAUCAGGCUGUGUUUGAGAAGGCUUACAAGAAAUGUUCAAAGAAGAAAAGUGUUGUCUUGAAACGAAAUCCAAAUGAUGUUUGGGUAAACCAGUAUAACAAACAUCUUAUACGUGCGUGGCAAGGCAACAUGGAUAUCCAGUAUGUAACUGAUGCUUACUCUGUAGUGGUUUAUAUUAUUAGUUAUAUCACAAAAGCAGAGCAAGAAAUGGGACUGUUGCUGCAACGUGCACAGAAUGAAGCGAUGGAUGGAAAUGUUGAAGCCAGAUCAGCUUUGAGAAGGUUGGGAAGUAUAUAUCUACACAACAGGGAGAUCUCUGCUCAAGAGGCGGUGUAUCGACUAACAGGUAUGCACUUGAAAGAAUGUUCUCGCAAAGUCCAGUUUAUUCCAAUUGGCACAGACCCUGUGAAAAUGAGUUUACCUCUGCGUGUACUGCAAGCCAAACAUGAGCAAUCAGGUGAGAACAGUACUAUUUGGAUGAAGAGUCUCGUUGACAGGUACAAGAGUAGACCCAAAACGCAAACUUUUGAUGUUAUGUGUAUUGCAAGUUUUUGUUCAGAAUACAGGAUUUUGUCACAAUCUGAGAUUUCUUCCAAAAAGUCCUCCAAAGACAAAGUGGUCAAGCUUAACAACAACUGUGGUUAUAUGAUACGCAGAAGUCGAACCAAACCGGCAGUGGUCAGGUAUCCAAGAUUUUCACCGACAAAGGAUUCAGAGAAGUACCACCAUUCAUUGUUACAACUUUUUUUACCACAUUAUGAAGAUUGGCAGUUGAAGCCAGAUAAUUUUAACACUUAUGAAGAUUUCUACAGCAAUGGUGCUGUAAAAUGUGGAAGUACUCUGGCAAGUGUUAAGUGUAUUGUUGAUGCAAAUCGAGCAAUUUUUGAAAAGGAAAGUGAUCAAAUGGAUAGAGCUCAACAGCUUUUAGAGCAAGGUGUUGAUUUAGAAGAUGCUUGGGCUCUACUGUGCCCUGAAACUGAGAAAGAACGAGAUGAAUGUUUAAGUAUAAAAAAGAAAAAAGUAUUGGCAGAUGAAGAUGAUUCGGACACACUUAUUCCAGAUCUUGCAGGAAAUGCUCAAACUGCAUUUACAAUUGAUACUAGUAAUGCUACAAUGUCUAGAGAUGAAGCAUUGAGUUUACUAAGAUCUUUAAACACUGAACAAUCUGCAAUAUUUCACAAAGUCCGUAAAUGGUGUCUUCAGAAAGUAUAUGGUGAAAAUUCUGAACCAUUUUUCUUGUUUGUUACGGGUGGAGCAGGCACAGGAAAAAGUCAUUUAAUCAAAGCAAUUUACUAUGAAUCUUGUAGGCUUUUAUCUCAGCUGUCUGAUAACCCUGAUGAUAGAACUGUGAUUUUAUGUGCUUCAACAGGUGUGGCCGCUUACAACAUUGGUGCCACAACCAUCCACAACACCUUUUCUAUUGGUGCUAAUGUCAAGUUGCCAUAUCAACCUUUAAGUGAUGACAAAAUCAAUUCUCUGCGUUCCAAAAUGGCUUGUUUGCAAAUUUUAAUCAUUGAUGAAAUGUCCAUGGUUGACCAUUACCUUUUGUCUUAUGUUCAUGGCAGGUUGAGACAAAUCAAGCAAACUGGUGACUAUUCUGUCUUUGGAAAAGUAAGUAUUGUUGCUGUAGGAGAUUUUUAUCAGCUUCCACCUGUCAAAGGUACUCCCCUCUAUGCCGAUGCAAAAGGAGUGAACCUUUGGGACAACAUCUUUAAAAUUGCUGAAUUAACAAAAGUUGUUAGGCAAGAAGAUGCGUCUUUUGCAGAAAUGUUAAAUCGUCUGAGAGUUCGUAAAAAGAAUGAACCUCUGAAUCUAAGUGAUGUUAACAUGCUGAAGCAAUGUGAAACUGGUGAGGUAUGUACUGAUAUUCACAUAUUUCCUACAAAUUCAGAAGUUGAUGAAUAUAACAUGCUCAGGCUUCAUGAGUGUUGUCCCGACGUGAUCAGUAUUCGAGCUCGUGAUUUUGUGAGGAAUCCUAAAACUGGAAGAAUGGAACCCAAGGUUGGAAUGCAUACAAAAGUUUUCAACUCUUGUUUAUCUACAUUUGUUUCCUUGGGUGUUGGAGCAAGAGUAAUGUUAAAGAAAAAUGUGGAUGUUUCUGAUGGCCUUGUUAAUGGAGCCUUUGGCACUGUUGUCCAUGUAAGUGAAAGUCAGAAACACGAUGACCAUGACAAUGAUUUCCCCUCAGCUAUUCACGUAGAAUUUGAUGAUCCAAAUGUUGGUAAAGUUCAGCGAUCAAAACAACAGCCAAGAUUUUCCAGAAAUGCAACUGUUAUUGAAGCAGUAGAAGAUCAAGUCACAAAUGACGGUGGCAUAAGACGUCAGUUUCCACUGAAAUUGGCAUGGGCGUGCACUGUUCACAAAGUGCAAGGGCUUACAGUAGAUAAAGCUGUUGUAUCCCUUAACAAGAUCUUUGCUCCAGGACAAGCAUAUGUUGCAUUGAGUCGUGUUAGAACCAUUGAUGGAUUGAUAAUUCAAAACUUCAAGGAGUCUGCCAUAUAUUGCAAUGAUAAAAUUGAGCAAGCAAUGAAAAAUAUGAUUUUGUUCUAA
Molecule: messenger RNA, 7878 nt
Organism: Paramisgurnus dabryanus
Lineage: Eukaryota; Metazoa; Chordata; Actinopteri; Cypriniformes; Cobitidae
Biological process (GO): DNA repair; telomere maintenance
Molecular function (GO): DNA helicase activity
Source: RefSeq, a predicted model, not a curated record